AUGCGUUUUCUGUUUCCUGGAAAGACGUCAAAGGGCCAGUCUCAAAAAGUUCAACAGGCUGUUUUGGAGAAAUUCCGGGCUGGUGGCUACAAUGUGAUUGUUGCAACAUCAAUUGGUGAAGAAGGUUUAGAUAUCAUGGAAGUUGACCUUGUCAUAUGUUUUGAUGCUAAUGUGUCACCUUUGAGAAUGAUUCAACGCAUGGGGAGGACCGGAAGGAAACAUGAAGGACGAGUUGAUAUCCUUCUGCUUUUUAAUUUACUAGUUUUAGCUUGUGAAGGAUCAGAGUUGAAGGGUUACAGGCGAAAGCAAGCUAACAGCAAGGCUAUUAAGAAACAUAUGCGCAAUGGUGGUAUAAAUAGCUUCAAUUUCCAUAGUAGCCCAAGGAUGAUUCCCCAUAUUUUCAAACCAGAAGUCCAAUUUGUUGAGCUCUCAAUCAAGCAAUUCAUUCCUCGUGGGAAAAAAGUGACUGAUGAGCACCCUGUCCAGAUACCUGUGUUUAAAACCAAGCUAACUGAUGCCGAGACUGAUUUAAUAGCAAAUUAUUUCCACCCUACUAGAGAGAACACAUGGAAACCAUCACUUAUUGCCUUCCCUCACUUCCAGGCAUUCCCCUCCAGAGUGCACAGAGUAGUGCAUUCACUUAGAACUGGGAUGCUGAUCGAAACAAUGCAACGCCUGCAAGGGUUAUCAUUUCUGAGAGACAGCAAAGCUUUCUCGGUUCAGGAGGAAGCCGCUUCAGAAUUAUGUAGAAGAGUUGAACCUGUUGAGCAUCCUGACAACGUUAUGAAAGGUGCACCUCCAUCACCUUCCACUCCCCAAAACUGCCACGAACCAAUCUCUUCUAUUUUCCUUCGCUUUAUACAACACAUGCAAAGAGUUAUGAUUGUUUGUUGGAAGGGAGGUGCUUUAGUGGGUCAAAGGAUUGUGGUACAGUGUAGUCUCGUUGGAGCUUAUAACAGUGGUGAAUGUGGGUGUGGCAAUGGAAUUGUGAUUUAUGUAGAACUAUGGUGCUUGAAAACUUGGAUGCAACGAUGUGGUGCCAAAGUUGGUGGUCGUGAUUGUGGUGGUGGCAAUGGUCCCUGCUAG
Ilex paraguariensis (yerba mate) is the source of this 1086-nucleotide messenger RNA. NCBI's taxonomy places the organism in Eukaryota, Viridiplantae, Streptophyta, Magnoliopsida, Aquifoliales, Aquifoliaceae. The record is from the annotation of a GenBank genome assembly.